AUGGCCAGUCCAAGCGGAAGCAGCGCUGACGGAAGCGGGAAAGCUCAAGAGGCUCCACAAACAUCAGAAAAAGCUCGUGAGGUUCUUGCGGACGAUUACUAUUUCAUGGGCAUAGCUGGUCUGGCGGCCAAGAAAAGCAAAGAUCCGAUGACACAGGUGGGUGCUUGCAUAGUGAACCAGGAGAAAAAGAUUGUGGGGGUCGGCUACAAUGGGAUGCCAAGAGACAGUAAAAAUCUGCCCUGGUCCCGAAAUGCAGAGAAAGAAGAGGCAGAGAGAAAGUACCUCUACGUGUGCCACGCAGAGCUCAAUGCCAUCAUGAACAAGAACAGCGCAGACCUGAAAGGCUGCACCAUGUACGUGACCCUGUUCCCCUGUAACGAGUGCGCCAAGCUGAUCCUCCAGGCAGGGAUCAAGGAAGUGGUGUAUUUCUCAGAGAAGAAUGACACACCGGCUAGUACAGCAGCGUCAAAGAAGAUGCUCGAAGACGCAGCAGUCCCCCUCAGGAAAUUCGAACCCAAGGAAGCGAUUGUGAUUGAUUUCUCAAAACUGCAACACCACUCAGCCAAAUAA
Knipowitschia caucasica is the source of this 570-nucleotide messenger RNA. NCBI's taxonomy places the organism in Eukaryota, Metazoa, Chordata, Actinopteri, Gobiiformes, Gobiidae. The record is from the annotation of a GenBank genome assembly.